Molecule: messenger RNA, 555 nt
Organism: Dromiciops gliroides (monito del monte)
Lineage: Eukaryota; Metazoa; Chordata; Mammalia; Microbiotheria; Microbiotheriidae
Gene: ASCL4
Product: achaete-scute family bHLH transcription factor 4
Exons: 1
Coding region: 1-555 (184 amino acids)
Biological process (GO): developmental process; regulation of transcription by RNA polymerase II
Molecular function (GO): DNA-binding transcription factor activity, RNA polymerase II-specific; protein dimerization activity; RNA polymerase II transcription regulatory region sequence-specific DNA binding
Source: RefSeq, a predicted model, not a curated record
AUGGAGGGCAAUAAGUCUGCUGGUGCCCUGAGAAGACUCCCCUGCCACCUUUCAGCCACAUCCAUGAGCUCACCAGGGAGUUGUAGCCGAUUGUCCUUGGGAGAACCUUUCCGUGUCUCUUUCCACCUAGACAGUGCUUACUGGGACCAGGCCUACUACAGGGGCUGCUCAGGAAGAUUCUCCUGCUUCCCUCUGCCCGGCCGGCUCGGAGUGUUAGACUGUGCCUUCGAACCACCCUUCAUCCAGAAACGGAAUGAGCGGGAGAGGCAGCGGGUGCGCUGCGUGAAUGAGGGGUACGCUCGCCUCCGGGCCCACCUGCCCCGGGAGCUGGUGGAGAAGCGGCUCAGCAAAGUGGAGACCCUCCGGGCGGCCAUCACCUACAUUAAACAUCUCCAGGAUCUCCUCGACUGUCAUUCCGUAGGUGCAUGCAGUAAGGCCAAAGAGAGCCCAGCCUCGUCCGGCGCUGACCCGAGGCCAGAGUGCAACAGUGAUGGAGAAUCCAAGGCCUCUUCAGCCCCAUCUCCAUACAGCGAGUGUGAGGACGUUUGCAGCUAG